AUGCCCAAGGAAGCAAAAAAUUUCCUUACCAGCCUCUCUAAAAGCGACAAAGCUGCAAUUAUGGAGAUUGCCAAGAACUGUGCCAAAUAUAACACUGAGGAGGAGGCUUUGGCUGCACUGAAGGAGAAAGCACCAGAACUUGGUGAAAGAGUUGAAAAAAUCCACGACACGUUGAAGAAAAGAAUUGAAGCUCUCGGACCUGAAGCAAAACACUACGUUAAGGAGAUAAUUGCCGUAGCACGAAAAAUCCAUGCUUCCAUUGCUGAAGGCAAGAAAUUGACUGCGGUUGAUUUGAAGGAGUAUGCACAGAAGGAGAUUGAAAGGUACAAUGGGACUGCCGGAGUCGGCGAAGAAGGAACUCCAACGAGCGUUCCCUCUUGUCAAUUCAGUUUUGAGGAGCCCGAAAAUGCAGAAAAUGUUAAAUAG
Molecule: messenger RNA, 426 nt
Organism: Ostertagia ostertagi
Lineage: Eukaryota; Metazoa; Nematoda; Chromadorea; Rhabditida; Trichostrongylidae
Source: the annotation of a GenBank genome assembly